CAUUGGUCAUGCUGGCAGGGGUUUCCUGGAGCUGAAGUCCCUAACUAUGGAAUUCACUACCAUGAGAUGUAGUGAUGGCACCAAUUUAGAUGGUUUUAAAAGGAGGUGACUUUAAGGAGAUGAAGGCUGUGCUGAUGGGAAGCCAAGGCAGCAUGUCGGUCACAGACGUCCUCAUAGCCUUUGUUCUUUCCUGCCUGCUAAUGGCUGUCAUCAGAUCUUUCUGGCAGCAGAUUCCCCCAGGACUGAAGAGACUCCCGGGGCCAAGGGGAUACCCUCUGAUCGGCAACAUCCUGGACCUGGGGAAGAACCCCCAUCAGACGUUGACAUGGAUGAGCCAGAAGUACGGGGAUGUGAUGCAAAUCCAUCUUGGCACAAGACCAGUGGUGGUCCUGAGUGGGUUGGACACCAUCAAGCAAGCCUUGAUUAAGCAAGGAGAAGACUUCGCAGGACGCCCUGAUCUCUACAGCUUCCAGUUCAUUGGUGAUGGCCAGAGUUUGACCUUCAGUCGGCAAUCUGCGGAUGUAUGGCGAGCCCGUAGAAAGCUAGCCCACAAUGCACUGAAGUCCUUCUCAAUUUCAGCCAGCCCUACAUCGUCUGCUUGUCUGCUGGAGGAGCAUGUCUCCAAAGAAGCAGACUACCUUGUAACAAAGUUCCAGGAUGUGAUGAAGGAAAAGAAGAGCAUUGAACCGUACCGGUACCUGGUGGUCUCCGUGGUCAACGUCAUCUGUGCCAUGUGUUUCGGUAAGCGCUACAACCAUGAAGACCAGGAGCUGCUCAGUAUGGUGAACAUGAACAAUGAGUUUGGGGAAGCAGCUGCUUCUGGGAACCCAGCUGACUUUAUCCCUGUCCUCCAGUACCUGCCCAGCCGCACCAUGAAGGUCUUCAAGGAUCUCAAUCGGCGGUUCAAUGCUCUUGUGCAGCAGAUAGUUAAGGAUCACUACAUGAGCUUUGACAAGAACAACAUCCGAGACAUUACCGACUCCCUAAUUGACCACUGCCAGGAUAAGGAAGUCGAUGCGAAUGCCAACAUCCAGCCCUUGGAUCAAAGGAUUAUCAAUAUUGUCCUUGAUAUUUUUGGAGCUGGGUUUGACACGGUGACCACCUCUCUGUCCUGGUGCCUCGUGUAUCUGGUGACUUACCCAGAAGUCCAGAAGAAGAUUCAGGAAGAAAUAGACCAAACUAUUGGCCAGGAGAGGAAGCCCAGGCUUUCGGACCGUUCCAUGUUGUACUACACCGAAGCUUUUAUCAUGGAGAUGUUCAGGCACACCUCCUUUGUGCCUUUCACAAUUCCUCACUGCACUAACAGGGACACAGCAUUGAAAGGCUUCUUCAUCCCUCGAGAUACCUGUGUGUUUGUCAACCAAUGGCAGGUCAACCACGAUCCGAGGAUUUGGAAGGACCCUUCUAUUUUCCUCCCAGAACGGUUUCUUGCUGAGGACGGGGCUGGCAUAAACCGGGUUGAGACCGAAAAGGUUCUGUUGUUUGGUUUGGGCAAGCGGAGGUGUUUGGGAGAGAAUAUUGGCAAAGGGGAGGUCUUCCUGUUCCUGACCACCCUGGUUCAGCAGCUGGAAUUCAGUCUGUGCAGCGGAGAGACGGUGGACAUGACUCCUCAGUAUGGACUCACGAUGAAAUGCAAGAUGUGUGAGCACUUCCAGGUCAAACCACGUUUCCAAUCAGUGACACCUGGAGCAACCACAAGAGGACACUGAGCCAGGAAAGAAAGGGUUGGGUGGGUGGCAGUUUUCACAAUUCUCUUUAGCGUGAGUGGAUCAGCCAGCCAGGCUAAGCUCCGGCAUAAUCCAUUUUCAGUAAAGGCAGACGAAAUGCAGCCAAGAAGACUGUAAAGGAAACUGAGGAGCUGGGGGUGGGUGGCAGACACUAUUGUGAAAAGCAGGCCGUGAAAUGUGGGCAUUAUAGCAACCCACAAAGUCAUUUUGCUUUUAGAUGACUUGAAGUCAAGCCAUGGAAGAUGUUUUGCUGAUUUGCCUGUGUGAAUAAUACUGUGAUCACUUUGGUCACGUGAUAAAGAAUUUAUCACGUGAAUGGCUGGUCUCGCACGGAGACAGUUGCUGAGGCCACCAGCCAUGCCUUUGAUUUAACUGCCAGCGGAGUUGAGGACCAAAUACUUGACUCCAUAAGUGCCAGCCUCUAGCUUGGAAGCUCUGUGGGGCAGGGAUUCUGUGUAAGAUCUACAUGUUUGGAAAUAUAUAUAUGAAUAAAUGGCUUUAUAUGAGAUCGGAGGUUUGCAAUUAUAUUUGGCUGGUCAGGUUGUGGGAAACCCAGAGGGGAUAAUUUUAAAGGGGUAAAAAGCAACUGGGGAAAAAGUACCAAAGUCUAUUUCCCUUUCUAAUUGAUAUACUGGAAUUAACCCCCCUCCCACUCAACUACAGAUACAGCUUCCCCUUAAACACUUCCCCAUUUCAAUGAGGUUUCCUCAAGAAUGUCUUUGCUGACUGUAUUCUGUAUCCUGACACCUGUCUAGACCAGUGGUUCCCAAUUGGUGGUCUGCAGACCCCAGGGGGUCCGCGUAACCCACCUAGGGGGUCUGUGGCACCAUUCACAUAUUAGCUCUGCAAGGUCCGCAUUUUAAUAAAAGAAAAUAUGCCUCGAUGGUAACGUCAUGCACGAAAGCACCUGCGUGAUUUAGCAACUAGCUUCAGAGAUUACUUCCCUGCACCUAAUCCUGAAAAUUCAUGGAGACGGAAUCCUUUUGAAUGUGGUGAUAUACAACUAAAAACUCUCUCUGCGGAAGAGCGAGAUGUACUUGUUGAUGUCACUUGUAAUGGUUCAUUGAAAUCAUUUUUCAAAGAAUAUAGACUGGACCAAUUCUGGGCGAAGGUUUUUCCUGAUCAUAAGAAGUUAGAUGAAAAAGCUUUGAAACAUCUAGUUCCCUUUUGUUCCACAUAUCUUUAUGAACAAACGUUUUCAACAUUUUGUUAUAUGAAGAACAAGCAUAGAAAUCGGCUCGAUGUUGAUCCAGAUUUGAGAUU
This is a messenger RNA of Elgaria multicarinata webbii, 2990 nucleotides long. Its product is annotated as cytochrome P450 1A5-like. The record is from RefSeq and is a predicted model, not a curated record. Bases 90 to 1709 code for a protein of 539 amino acids. The transcript is spliced from 7 exons. NCBI's taxonomy places the organism in Eukaryota, Metazoa, Chordata, Lepidosauria, Squamata, Anguidae. Gene Ontology annotation, molecular function: oxidoreductase activity, acting on paired donors, with incorporation or reduction of molecular oxygen, reduced flavin or flavoprotein as one donor, and incorporation of one atom of oxygen; iron ion binding; heme binding. Gene Ontology annotation, biological process: hormone biosynthetic process; progesterone metabolic process.